Molecule: messenger RNA, 988 nt
Organism: Rangifer tarandus platyrhynchus (Svalbard reindeer)
Lineage: Eukaryota; Metazoa; Chordata; Mammalia; Artiodactyla; Cervidae
Source: the annotation of a GenBank genome assembly
AUGGCGAAGAGGGCGGCUGGCCGCGUGCGGUGUGGCUCCGGGUGGCUGCUCCGCGUUCUGAUGUCGCUGUUGGAGCUGGAGCAGUUUCAGCUAAUAGCGGGUUUACUGCAAGUGGAGAUGGCGGGGAGGACUCAGAUGGUUUUCUUGAAUGAAAAUGUGACUGUCUCUUGCAAGAUCCCUGGUUCCCCACACCUGGACAUCAACAGUAUAGGUAUCACCUGGUUUCAAAAGACUGGAACUUCUGAAACUGACACCAAACUGUUUGAGUAUUUUGGAAACCACAGAGAGGCAUCCCAACGUGGAGCCAGCGUGUCUCUACGGAGUCUGCAGAGGGGAGAUGCCUCAUUGCAGCUGCCUGGUGUCCGGCUGGAAGAUGCAGGGGAGUACCGCUGUGAGCUGGUGGUUACUCCUCAGAAGGCACAGGGGACUGUCAGGCUGGAGGUUGUAGCUCCGCCAGUCAGCAACUUGUCUGAACAAGUCAUGAUGAAAGAUAACGAGGACAAACAUAUUUUGUGUAUAUCAAGUGGGUUCUACCCAGGGCAUAUUAACAUCACGUGGAAAAAGUGGACCCAGAAGGAUCCCCAGUUCCGGGAGUUUUCUCAGAACAUCACCACUGACCACAUAGUCGAGAAUGAGGAUGGUACAUUUAAUAUCACUAGCCACCUGAGGCUGAAGCCAUCUCUGGAAGACAACGGGACCAUCUAUCAGUGUGUGGUAUGGCAUGUAUCCUUGCCCACAAUCCAGAGUUUCAACUUCCACUUGAUUCUACAUCCAGAAUCUGAGAAGAAAACUUACUGGUUGUAUAUUAUAAUGAGCAUAUUAAUCAUUAUUGGACUGAUCUUUAUUGGACUGAGAUCGAACCCAAGUCUCCUGCAUUCCAGGCCGAUCCUUUACUGCUUGAGCCGUUGCAGAAGCUGGAGGAUGAGAGACACUGUAAUCGGAGACUUCUGGAGGAUGAGACCCCCGAAGCUGGAACUGGAUCAGAUGA